UUCGUGAAUUAGGCUCAUACCAAUUAAUCUCCCAAUUCAUCAUACUGCUUUCUUAAUUUCUUACAUAUUUUUCCCCCCUCUCAAUGGAUCUUUUGUAUAUUAUCAUCCCAAUAAUCACAAUUAUUUUAAUUUUUCUAAUCAAUUUUUGCCGUGGCAAAAACCUUCCACCAACUAUAUUCCCAGCCCUUCCGAUAAUCGGUCACCUCUAUCUACUCUUCCUGGAAAGACAACCCCUCCAAAGAACCUUGAACAAACUAUCAACUAAAUACGGUCCGAUCCUUCUCCUUCGUUUCGGGUAUCGCAAUGUCGUCGUAGUCGCCGACCCUUUAAUUACCGAAGAAUGCUUCACCAAGGACAACGACGUCAUUUUCGCUAACCGCCCAAAGUUAACAUUUGCCACAAUUCUUGCAUAUAACUCCACUAACACAGCUUGGGCCCCUUACGGCCCAUAUUGGCUCAACUUACGAGGAAUCGAACGUACCGAGUUUUUUUCCUCUUUACGUUUACAAGACUUUUAUGACGUACGUGCGGAAGAAGGAAAAGCUAUGUUACGUAGUAUUAAUGUGCCCGAAGACACCUCUUCGAAGGAAGUGGACUUAAGCUCGGUAUUCGCUGACUUUAUAACGAAUGUUAUAAUAAUGUGGACAGCCGGGAAAAGGUUUUCGGGUGAAGAUGCGGCGAAAGCGAAAGAGCUUCAAGAGAUCGUUAAAACGACGUUUCAGCUAGGGGCUACGAACUUAGGGGAUUAUUUGCCUUUUUUGAAAUGGCUUGGAUUUACUAAAGAUUUGGAGGACAGGAUGCGGGCAUUAGUCGAUCUAAGAGAUACUUUCUUUCGUAAUCUGCAAGAAGAAUUUAAACAGGGGACAGGGGUUUUAGUUGACAAGAAUAUUACUAUGCUUGGUGUGAUGUUAAAGCUACAAGCAAAGGAUCCUGAAUACUGGCCUGAUGAAAUUAUUUCAGCCGUUUUGUUGAAUCUCAUAUCAUCUUGUAUUGAUGACUGUUCCGCAACUAUGAUAUGGGCCCUUGCGUUACUGCUUAACAACCCAAGUGCUCUCAAGAAAGCACAAGAAGAAAUCGACACCGUUGUGGGCACCGAACGUUUUCUUGAAGAAUCAGACUUAAGCAAUUUGCCUUACCUUGGUUGUGUUGUGAAGGAGACUAUGCGAUUGUACCCUAUAGUCCCAACACUACAACCUCACGAGAGCUCGGAGGAUUGUGUCGUCCAAGGCUAUAACAUCCCAAAAGGGACUGUGCUCAUAGUCAAUCAAUGGGGGAUACAUCAUGAUCCUAACUUGUGGAGUGACCCAGAAAGUUUUAAACCCGAAAGGUUUGAAGGGACAGAGAGCACAACACCCAAACUAAAGUUCAUGCCAUUUAGUUCCGGAUUAAGGAUGUGUGCAGGAUAUGCAUUGGCUGUCCCUGUGGUUGGGUUGGCGAUAGGUUUGGUUAUACAAAGUUUUGAUUGGGAAAGGAUUAGUGAAGACUUGGUUGAUAUGACUGAAAAUGGUGGCCUCGUAUUGAUUAAAGAUCGACCUUUGAUAGCCAAGUGCACACCACGUCCAAUUAUGCAGAACUUGGAUUGAUCAUCAAGUUCGUACGUGACAAAUCUUCUCCAUCGAGCUCGCUCGUGAGUUAUAUGGUUUUAAUAAUUUGAAACCAGAUCGAGCAGCAGAUCUAGUUUGGUUUGGCAUAUGGUACAUCAAAAAUAAGGGGACUAAUUAACUACCUUCAUGUUGCUUUUAUUUAUUUACGUUUUGAAUGUUUAAUGUAAAAUUAUACACAACGGUUUACUUUGUGUAUAUGUAUUUGGAUGUUUAUUCGAUUACAAGAGAGGUUUAAAUAAACACAUUUAUAGAAA
Molecule: messenger RNA, 1858 nt
Organism: Erigeron canadensis
Lineage: Eukaryota; Viridiplantae; Streptophyta; Magnoliopsida; Asterales; Asteraceae
Product: cytochrome P450 81Q32-like
Exons: 2
Coding region: 84-1583 (499 amino acids)
Molecular function (GO): iron ion binding; heme binding; monooxygenase activity
Source: RefSeq, a predicted model, not a curated record